AUGGCGAAUUCAGAUGGUUGGCGAGAACUAGAAAGUGAUCCGGGUGUUACCGGAGUCGAAGUGGAAGAGAUUUAUGACUUAUCAGAGCCAUUUGAUAGGAAAAUUUACGGAUUUAUAUUCCUUUUCAAAUGGACUAAAGAUAGAAGAUCAAGACGAAUGAUGCAAGAGCAACUGCAAGCUGAGCAAUAUGCUUACGAUACAACAAUUGCUAAUAGAAUAUUCUUUGCCCAACAGUUAAUCCCCAAUUCCUGUGCUACUCAUGCUCUGUUAAGUAUCCUAUUAAACUCGCCAUCGAUCGAAGUUGGUGAAACAUUAUCAGAAUUUCGUCAAUUUACAAAAGAUCAUAAUCCGGAAGUGAAAGGAUUGGCUAUUGGUAACGUCUCUAAAUUAGUCAAGGCCCAUAACAAUCAUGCAAGACCUGAAAAUCGUCAUGUCAAUACCAGAGGCAGUGUAUCUCAUGGUCAAAGUGCUGAGUCUUUUCACUUUGUUAGCUACUUGCCCAUUGAUGAUCAUUUAUAUGAAUUAGAUGGACUUAAACCUUAUCCCAUCGAUCAUGGUGUUUUACCUGAAGGAGAAAAUUGGACAGAGAUGUUUCGUCGUGUUAUUAAAGCUCGCUUGGGCAUGGAAACAAACAACGAGCCUUGCCACGAUAUACGUUAUAAUCUGAUGUCAAUAGUAGCGGAUAAACGAACUGUACUUCUUAAAAGGAUGUAUACCUUAGUUAACUGCCAAAACAUUAUGAAGGCUGCUAUAGUUAAGGCUAAUCAACUUACUAAGGAUCUUCAGCGAAAAUCGCGGCAUAAAUAUGGGAAAAAGUCUGAACCAGCUGAUGAAGAAAAAAAACUGGCAAAGAUACUAAAGGAAAUAUAUGCAGAAUCGAAUAAUAACAGAGUUCAAGAGAUAGAUAACUUAGAUGGGACAAUAUCACAUAAUAACUGUAAGAAUGAAUCUACUUUCCAAUUAAAUGAUGAAAUAAGUACAGGCAGUCUAGAUUCCUCUGAAGCAACUGGUACUUCGGAGGAAAAAUGCAAUCAAGACGGCCAAAAUAAUGUUCAUGAUACAUUAGCAAAUGAGCGGACUGCAAAAACUGCUUGCCCGUUUGAUAGUAUUGAAAGUAAUUACGCUCAAAAAUUAAAAAAUGACUCUGUAAAAGAAAAUGGUGCAAACAAACAGAAGCAAAAGAGAUCUGCAAAUGGUGUAAAAGAUGAUUUUAAAGCUAAAAAACGAAAGCAAAAGAAGACUAGCGAUGAUGUAAAAUUGAUCAACGGAGUUGCUGAUAGCAUUAUUAAUAAGAUCAUUACGACCAUAGGAGCUAAAUAUGGCUUACUAAAGGUAUCAAAUGAUACCACUUUCAUAGAUAAAAAUCGCAAAUUUUUAAAGAAAAAUAUUAAGGCCUUAGAUGCAGCUCCUUCACCUUCGAAAGUGAUUGAUGUCAUAGCCGAAUUAUUUUCGGAUCGAUUGCAGGAAAUCCAUAUGUCAUAUUUGAAUAUUAUUUGGGACCAAAUUACUAGAGAGUCUAAAGUAAAAUCCUAUUCAAAAUUUAAUGCAAUUCAUCAUGAACAUAAUUAUUUCAAAAGUACUUCUGACUUUUUCUUACCUCCAGAAAUUAAGAUUUUAACGGAAAUGAACAAAAACUUAGAGGUACAAGUAAAGAUUUGUGACACUGAAUUAUGUGAAGAAAUAGAUAAAAGAAAACGAUAUAUCAUUGACAAUUGUCGACGAAUCCAUAAUUACGAUCCUUUUAUUAGCACUUUCUUGAAAAUGUUAGCGGAUACUGAUUCACUUUCGGAACUAGUAGAGCGUAAUUGUGAAUUAAGCAAGCGUCAAAUACGUUACGGAAAGAAAUCUCUUUUUAACACUCCCAGAGGACGUACAAAUAAACCGAAAUCUAUCAAAAGAAAAGAUGCAACAUUACAGCUAAGUGUAUUUCAAAUGGUUUUAGUUGCUAAGGAGAAUAGAGCUAUAGGUACAGAAUCACGCAGAAUAACCAACAUUGCAAACUAA
Trichoplax adhaerens is the source of this 2004-nucleotide messenger RNA. RefSeq lists its product as uncharacterized. The transcript is spliced from 15 exons. The record is from RefSeq and is a predicted model, not a curated record. Gene Ontology annotation, molecular function: cysteine-type deubiquitinase activity. Bases 1 to 2004 code for a protein of 667 amino acids. Gene Ontology annotation, cellular component: cytoplasm. NCBI's taxonomy places the organism in Eukaryota, Metazoa, Placozoa, Uniplacotomia, Trichoplacea, Trichoplacidae. Gene Ontology annotation, biological process: ubiquitin-dependent protein catabolic process; protein deubiquitination.